Cordyceps militaris CM01 is the source of this 1602-nucleotide messenger RNA. Its product is annotated as mitochondrial DnaJ chaperone (Mdj1), putative. The transcript is spliced from 3 exons. Gene Ontology annotation, biological process: response to heat; protein refolding. Gene Ontology annotation, cellular component: cytoplasm. Gene Ontology annotation, molecular function: ATP binding; heat shock protein binding. NCBI's taxonomy places the organism in Eukaryota, Fungi, Ascomycota, Sordariomycetes, Hypocreales, Cordycipitaceae. The record is from RefSeq and is a predicted model, not a curated record. The coding region runs from base 1 to 1602 and encodes 533 amino acids.
AUGAACUCGAGCAUUUUGCUGAAAUCCACGGCGCCGGCGCGCGCCCUGGCGCACAACGCAGCGUCCGCUUGCAAGAUUGCUGGCCCCUUGAAGAGAUGCGCCAGAAUUCACACUGCGCCGUCGCGCGCAACCUCGCCAUCGGCCAAGCUGCCCGGCGCCAAAAGCACCAAUUUACCUUCACUAUCACGCAACUUCCAUACGACGAACAGGCUUUCUUCCAAAGAUCCGUACAAGGCCCUCGGCGUCGAUAAAAGCGCAUCCGCUGCCGAAAUAAAAAAAGCAUACUAUGGCCUUGCAAAAAAGUAUCACCCCGACACAAAUAAGGACGACUCCGCCAAGGAUCGGUUUGGCGAUAUUCAAUCCGCCUACGAAAUUCUAUCCGACCCUAAGAAGAAGGAACAAUUCGACCAGUUCGGGGCCGCCGGCUUCGACCCAAAUGGUAAUCCUGCCGGCGGUGAUCCCUUUGGCGGAGCAGGCAACCCCUUCCAUGGCUUCGGUGGCGGUGGUCAAGGUGGCUUCGGUGGCGGCUUCAACUUCGACGAUAUAUUCUCCGCCUUUACAGGUGGUCAGGGCGGCGGACGGCGCGGCGGGCGCUCGAAUCCUUUUCAACAAGAGAUUCUCGUUGGAGAAAACAUUGAAGUACAGGCUAGCAUCACAUUCAUGGAAGCCGCCAAGGGCACAAGCAAAUCCAUCUCCAUCACACCAACCGUCGAAUGCAGCCCCUGUGCGGGGAGCGGCCUCAAAAGCGGAACCCAGCGCGCGCCUUGUAAAGCUUGCAACGGUACAGGAACGCGUCUUCAUUUUAUGCAGGGUGGCUUCCAGAUGGCUUCCACCUGCGGUACUUGCGAAGGCUCCGGCUCGACUAUUCCCAAGGGCUCCGAAUGCAAGACCUGCUCUGGCCAUGGUGUAGUCCGCGAACGCAAGACCAUCACCGUUGACAUCCCCGCCGGUAUAGAGGACGGCAUGCGGCUCCGCGUCGAUGGCGCGGGUGAUGCGCCUGCGACUGGUCGAUCCGCGGACCCCAACGCCCGCACACAGCGCGGCGACCUAUACGUAUUUGUUCGCGUUGCCAAGGACCCCAAGUUUACGAGAGAAGGCUCCAACAUUCUUCAUACCGCCAGCAUCCCCUUGACAACGGCCCUCUUGGGUGGCCAGGUUUCCAUCCCCACACUCGAUGGCACUGUCAACGUCAAGGUCGCGACGGGCACCAACACAGGCGACAAGAUCACGCUCUCCGGCAUGGGCAUGAAGCGCCUGGGAUCCCGACGGGGCGGCUCUGGCGAUCUGCGCGUCGAGUUCCGCGUCAACAUGCCCAAGUACCUCAGCGCCAACCAGCGCACCAUUGUGGAGAUGCUGGCCGAUGAAAUGGACGACAAGACCGCGCGACGAGUCAUGAAUGUCUCGCCUUCGAGAAAUGCGCCCCCUACUGACGAUGUGGCCUCCAACGAAAACGAAGGCUUCCUGAAGUCGGUAUGGCAUAAGAUGACCCACCACCCGGCGCAUCAGAACAAGCCCGGCGGCGAGACGGGUUCUUCUACUAAUGAGUCGUCGACAAAAACGAGCGACGUCGAAGAUGAGAAGAAAAAGUCAGAUUCUGCCUGA